CGAGCCCGGCAGCAGCAGCAGCCCCGAGCAGCAGCAUCGGCAGGAGCCGCCUCAGCCAUCCGAGCAGCCGCCACAGCAGUAGGAGCAGCCCCAGCCGGCCCCGGUCCCCCUCCGCGCCGCUCUCUCCGUCCCCGGGGCUCGGCGAUCCCGCUCCAUCCCGGCCGGAGCCCGGCGGGACCAUCUCCCCCUCCUGCCAGCAUGAGCAAGGGCGGAGGACUCUCGGGAGAAGCAGGAAAGCAAAUGACUGAAUCUUUCAAGGCUUCUGACUUGGUUAUCACCCCGGCCACGACAUUCAAGGAGAAGCCAGACCCCACUGGUCUGGUGUUUGGAACUGUGUUCACUGACAAUAUGCUGACAAUUGAAUGGUCCUUGGCUUCAGGAUGGGAGAAACCCUGCAUCAGGCCUCUAGAGAACCUCUCCAUACAUCCAGCUGCCUCAGCCCUGCACUAUGCUGUAGAACUGUUCGAAGGGAUGAAGGCGUACCGAGGAGUGGAUGGCAAAAUCCGCCUGUUCCGGCCCACCCUCAACAUGGACAGGAUGGUACGGUCAGCACUGAGGACAACCCUGCCAACUUUUGACCAGAAGGAGCUGUUGGAGUGCAUCCGUAAGCUUGUGGAGCUGGAGCAGGAGUGGGUGCCCUACUCAACCGAUGCCAGCCUCUACAUCCGUCCUACCCUCAUUGGAACUGAGCCUUCCCUUGGAGUGAAGAAGCCAUCUAAAGCCCUGCUGUAUGUCAUUCUGAGCCCUGUGGGCCCUUACUUUGCAAGUGGAACCUUUAAUCCAAUAUCCUUGUGGGCAGAUCCAAAGUAUGUGAGAGCGUGGAAAGGGGGAACAGGAGACUGCAAGGUGGGAGGGAAUUAUGGUUCUUCUAUUUAUGCCCAGCAAGAAGCUGUGGAGUUGGGCUGCCAGCAGGUUUUGUGGCUCUAUGGAGAAGAUCACCAAAUAACUGAAGUUGGAACAAUGAAUCUCUUUCUCUACUGGAUAAAUGAAAAGGGAGAAAAUGAGCUGGCCACGCCACCUUUAGAUGGCAUCAUCCUUCCAGGAGUGACAAGGCAGAGCAUUUUGGAACUGGCACGCAGCUGGGGAGAAUUCAAAGUGUCUGAGCGAUACAUCACCAUGAGUGACCUGACCGCUGCCUUGGAAAAGAACAGAGUGAAGGAGAUGUUUGGUGCUGGAACAGCCUGCAUUGUAUGUCCCAUCUCCAAAAUUUUAUAUAAGGGCAAGCACUUGCACAUCCCAACCAUGGAGAAUGGGCCUGAAGUCACAACCCGUUUCCUGAAUAAGCUAACUGAUAUCCAGUAUGGAAGAGAAGAGAGCGACUGGGCAAUGGUGGUGCCAUGAAGGUGGCAGAGCCUCCGGACACACCUGACAUCUGAACAGUGACAAAUUCUGUAGCUGCCAGUGUGUAGCAUAGUCCCAGUAUCAAUUUGCUCCCCAGGAUGAUUGUUUCCACAAUCUGGCAAACGUGAACACAAUCGUUUUAAUUUCUACUGUAAUCCUCUUGGUAGAAGCCUGUCUUCUUGGUAGAGGUGCUAAAUGUUAGCAAUAGAACUUUCCCAAUGGUUUUCUUAGUGCCUCCUUAUAUACAGUCUGGAAACUUGUAAAAUGCUCUUCAACUGCUCUUCAGCUUGGUUUGUUUACUGCCUCCACCAACAGAGGAUGUUGCCUGUUAGCUGCCCACAGGGUUCUGUUGACAUUAUUCUGCCUUUUGCUCUGUGUUUGGGAAACAAAAUUAGCCAUACACUCCAUCCUUUCUUACUCUGCUGCUAUGGGAGAUUGCUGAGUUUGCCUAGCCUGUUAGACGCCCGCCUACUCUAUCCAAUAACUUUGUUCUUUAGCCCAAAAUUCUGCAGGAUGGUUCCUGUUGGCCUCUUGCCCUUCCCUCUGUGGGGAUUUGCAGUGCCUGCUAGGGCAGUGCAUUUCUCUCUGAGAGUUGAGUACAUCCUCCUAGGCAUGAUCUAAAAGGCUGUGUCAGGCUUUUUAAAAUGAGAUAAAAGUUCCCCUUUGGCCUAGCAGAGCUGGGCUCUGCAGACACAGUGUUACCUUACAGGUGAGUGUCCAGAAAAAUGAGAUUAGACAACUUUGGCUGUGAAAAUUGAACCAUUCUUCAAAGAAGCCAAACCUUUGGAUUGAGGAGUUUCUUCCAUCACCCACUCACGUAAUUUAGAUCACAAAAAUGUUUUCCUUGUCCCUUUCACAUACUUGCUGUAUCCAGCCUCCAUUGCCACAUGUACUGCAGAAGGGCCUUCCCAUUAAGGAGCAAGCAGUGUUGUCAGCAGAACAUGUCUGGGAGAAAAGAGGCUUCAUUCAAACCCUGAUUUCAUUCUAGUUAAGCUGAUAAUUCAUAGACUGCUGCUUUCUCACAUGCAGCCUUGAUUCUUUGGAAGCAAUACAGAGCAUGUAGCCACAGUUGGGGAAGUAACUUCUGCAAAUGUUCACCAACGACCAUCCUGUAAUAUUUAUUAGCUCUCUCCUUCUGCACACAGCUUUGUUGAACAGCUUUAAGAUACCUCUUGCCAAAAAGGAUAACCAUAUUCUCUAUCAAUGUUCCAAAGUGCUACUUCAGUAUAAAACUGGUGGAACUUUAUUGACACUUUAUUGGAGUCCUAUAAGAAGUAGAAGUGAAACAUUUCUUGUUCUAGUUUGCAGUAGAGAUGCACCAGUAUUAAGGGAAACAUUUAGCACUUUAAUUUUUUUAAGACCAACAGUAUCUCUCUCUUUUGUAGUUACUGGCAUUUGUUAACAUAGUUAAAAAGUAAAAUAUAAUUUCUAGUGGACCAUCCAUGCCUUAUGCAGCUGUUAAAGAGCAGCCUUAUGGCUUCCUGUUCAUUUUUCAUCACAUUCUGAAGACCCCUCCUUAGCCAUCACUUUCUUCUGCUCCCUCAGAUGAUUUUUCCUGUCUUUGACUGCAGCCCAAUCUGAUCGUUUAAUGAAGAACAGUUGAAGGUUCUCUCUGACAAUGUAACUGUUGUUAAAAAUUGAUGGAUAAUUUUUUCUUUAGUCUAAAACUGCAAGCACAAAAUGUUGUUUCACUCAUAGUAGCCAUAGUGUUGUGACAUUUGAAUUUGUAUCCCGUGCUGGUCUUUGUUCAGUAUCUUAUUAUGUGUUAUAAGCUGCUGGUAGUCUUUCCUUUUAUUUAACUAGUAGUCUUUGCUUUUAUUUAAUUAGAUGGCUGGAAUAUGAACAUGGGGAAUAUGUCAAGGUGCAACAUGGGGUAGAGAGUUUUAUCCAAUGAUACCAGUAUUGAAAUUAAAGUGUGCCUUUGACCAGAGUGUGGAGUGGAGCUCUCUGAAGAUUCUGUAAUGAGCAGCCAUUUGUGGCUUACUGGUACUGAAAAAUCUAUUCCUUCCCUUAAGUUCAUCUUUGAUUUAUCAGCAAAUGGAAAAGUAAAAAUAUCCUAAGUUCAGAUGCAUGGCAAAGUGGUUGUGUGAUACCUGAACAUCUCAGCUUUGACAGAGCUGAUAAAUGAUACCACAUAUCAGAAAUCCCCAUGAAGGCCUCAGUAUACCAGCAGCAAUCUAUUCACUAGGCAGAAUGAAUAAGGACCAGUUAGAAAAUUACUUUACUGAAAUGUAAACCUGAAAGUUGUUAAAUUGUUAAAUUGGUUAAGUUGUUAAAUUGGUUGCAAGUUAUUUAACAUGAACCAGGUGGUUUCAUUUGUUGUGUUUUGCACUGUUUCCUGCACUGACCAGACAGACACCUCUGUUUUUUCUGCUAAUGGAGACUCAAAAUAAGGAGAUUUGGUAGUGGAAUGACCCACAGAAAUGAGUGGUCUUUUCUCCCAGGGAAGAAUGAAAACGUGGAGUGGGUGUGUGUUGUUGUCUUUAACAUCUUGGUUUAUUGCCUUGCUCUGUCUGUGUUAUCUCAAGGCCAUGCUUGUUUCCAAGUGGAAUCCAGGGGAAUAGGUUUUAGAUUCUAAACUUUGAAACCUAAAUAAGAGAGCUGACAGAUCAGUAUAGUACAGGAAAUUCUUCUGAUGUUGCCUGCUGUCCUACUCUGAAUUGUGGCAGUGCAUUUUAUCCCAUUAACCAAAGGAAAGAAAUAACAUGUGUAAAUAACAAUCAGUAUUUGGUAUUGCAUUCUCCUUGUUUUUACUUGUAAAAUUUAGGAGGGAGCUGUGGUAUUCCCUGAGCUAGUAACAGAUUGUAAAAGAACAUCUGCACAUCUUUUCUCCAUGUGCCCUAUUUGUUUAAUUGCAACAGAUUUACAUAGAAAGAGUAUGGUACAUCAUAACUAGGCAAUUAUCCAUUCUUCAUCACUUAGUUAUGGUUCUGGUAAUUGAUCAUUUAAGACAUAAGACUGUCUAACAUUAGGAAAAUUUGAAACUGUUAAAAAAAAUCAACAAAUUAAUAUUGUUGUGGGAUAUUAGCAUAAUUGGAUGCGAUUAUUUAAUGUUUAAUUGGGUUGAUCAAAUGAGAUUCAGCCUUUCACAUGCUUAUGUUUUACAAACACUGUACUUUAAAAUGAUAAUACUGAAAUCUAAUUUUCAUAUGUUCUUUCUUCUCUGCAUUCUUUUGAUUAUUAUUUUCAGUAUUGAGCAUGUCCUUAAUCUUAAGUUUGGUUAGCAUGAUUGAUGACUAAGAAAAAAGUCCUUCAAAUAACAGCAUUUUCAUGAAACUGGCAUUUCAUGCAAGUUGUUCUGGUGCCAAGAAUUAUGGCUUCAGCAACUGGCAUUAUUUAACCAGACUGUUAACUGCAGUGAGGGCAAAUUCCUUGAGAAUGGCAGGGACAGAGCCAGGUGAGGAUGCUGAUAAAGGUUCCUGGGGUAGAUAACCUGGUCAGUCCAGAGCAGGGCAAAGCAAACAGAAUUUUUUCUGGGCUAUAGAAAGGAAGAGUGGUAAGACAAAAGCAAGGUAGUGAGAUCUCUCUGCCCAGCCAUUGUUUACACCUGUUCCACUGUCUCGAGCCAAAAUCAGUUAUCAGCCACUCCUCCUCUUUGUACAUAACCUCUUGUUGGGUUUGCCCAAUUCAACACAGAGAUAUCACAGAUCCUUUCCUGUGUAUUAGUUUUAUUAUUUAUCCUCAGGCAUGAGGAAUGGGAAUUUGGAAAAAUGUGAUACUUGAAAGUCAUUUGGAGUGCAAGUUAUUUGAAAUGUCUGUCUUCCAAGAGGUAGACAGAAAAACAGCUGGGACUGAUCUCAGAGCUGCUUAAUUAGAGGAGGAGCCCUCUUGAAUUCAGGGUGGGGUAGAGGAGCUCAGAAGCUUUUCUCAGGUGGUCCUGUCUUGCAGAAACAGAUUUGCUGUCCUACAAUCCAAGUGAUUGAGGUAUGAACAUGGAGUCUUUUAAACUUUGCACCUUUUAUAAAAAUUUUGUUUUUAAUUUUAGAGUUCUGAUGCAGUGUUUGCUGAACUGUUGUCUUACACUAUCACAUUGCAGUAGCUUAAACAUACUUAUUCUUUAUGUAAUCACCUUCUUUGUGUAUGCCAAACCCCCUGGUCGUUGUGACUUGGUCACCACUAGAAUUGUGAUCAUUUUGGGUGACAUAACUGCACCCUGCUUGUGCUAAACUGAGUACUGAGUGCUGGCAGCAAAGACCAGAGCAGUGAGUGGAAAAUCUGCUGUGUCAGGAAGAGGAGCAAGAGGGAAAAUGAAAAUACCCCUCAGGCCAGUGAGGCAGGAGGGCAGCAGCACAUCACAUCCACUCUUGGUGAGUCCACUGAGGGACACCACAGGUCUAGCAGGAUCAGAGACUGAUGUUGGGAUUUAAGUUGGUAUUAAUGCUCUUCACCUGCUCAAACACCUCCAUCUGUGCCUACAUUUUCAGCUUGGGCCCCUAUAUCUUCACUGAAAGCUGCAGCACUUCUAUAUCUUGUAAAACAGUAGAAUAUUUGGUCAAACAGCUGAUGCUCCAAACCGUCUAACAGGUCACUGGUGGAUUCUCUUCCCAUCAUUUGUGUUAAGCCCAGUGGUGGACUGGAGCUGCAAGCAGGAGACAAACACACCAUUAACACCAUUUCCUAGUCCAGAAAGUUCACAAAGGGUGGAUCUGUUCCCUUUGUCUCCUGGACUCACCUUGGCCACUGGGUGACAAAAUGCAGAAAGUUCUUUGCCGUAAUGAGGACAAGUUACAGUUUCAUCUGAAGCUGUUUACAGACCCUUUCUGUUGGAAAGCCAGAAGUCCCAACCUGCUUGAGCUUUGAGGCUUUUAGGAGGGUGCAGAAGUGGUUACUGAAAUUGUAGUGGGAAAUUAGCAGCCUAGGGAGGGAGAAGUAAACACCUCUGAAGGGUCUCUGUUUUCUCACAUGCUGAAAGUUAACUGGGUAUUUUACAAGAAUCUGAAGCAUAUAAAAGCAGUAAAGGACAGAUGUGUGAAAAAGUACUGGAUAAACUAAAGGAAACUCUACCUCAUUCUUCUCUAAAGGUUUUUAGAAGCACAAUUAAGAGCUCCUAAUGGCAUUGUUACGUAGUUAUCAUCUGGCAUGAAAGAAGCACUAUAUUUGUGUGUCUGUACAUCCUGUAAGAACUGUAUUUUGCUGGCAGUAGAAACAGUCUAUACUAUUUGCAGUUUUCCUUCAUCAGAUCUGUAUUCAAAUGUUCUGUAUUCAAAUUCAAUGUUUCUGUCUCCAAUAAAGGAAUUUAAUUGG
Melospiza georgiana is the source of this 6585-nucleotide messenger RNA. RefSeq names its product branched chain amino acid transaminase 1 (gene BCAT1). The coding region runs from base 199 to 1341 and encodes 380 amino acids. NCBI's taxonomy places the organism in Eukaryota, Metazoa, Chordata, Aves, Passeriformes, Passerellidae. The transcript is spliced from 11 exons. The record is from RefSeq and is a predicted model, not a curated record. Gene Ontology annotation, molecular function: branched-chain-amino-acid:2-oxoglutarate transaminase activity. Gene Ontology annotation, biological process: L-leucine biosynthetic process; L-valine biosynthetic process. Gene Ontology annotation, cellular component: mitochondrion.